ACAUACUGUACUCUACCGUUUCGCGCGAUACGGCCUCACUCUCUACUAUCGCCAUUACCAAAGCAAAAGAAGCACGAACCCCACCCUCAACUACCGCACCCUUCUACCUUUUAUUCUUCUUUGCACUAGCCAAUUUCCCAAAAUGGGUAAUGACGGCGGCAGCAUUCCCACCCGACGAGAGCUCGUCAAAUCGCCCACAAAGCAAAAGACCCACUCGCAACUGCGAGACACAAACGCUCAGACACAAACAUACCACUGGACCACUUGUCCGCUCUCCAAGCGACCACUCUCGGAGCCGAUAGUAUCUGACUCGGCCGGGGUGCUGUACAACAAGGACUCGAUAAUAGAAUGGCUGCUGAAGGGUGUGGAAGCGUUCGGUGACGGUGAGGAGGUGCUGGAGGGGCGGAUACACUCUCUGAAGGACGUUGUCGAGGUCAAGUUUGAGGAAGGGCGAAUAUGUCCGGUUUCUAGGAAGGAGUUGGGGCCCGGAACGAAGGCUGUCUACCUGGUUCCGUGCGGCCACGCUUUCUCCGAGAGCGCGGUGAAGGAGGUUGGGGAGGGGGUUUGCUUGAAGUGCGAUGAAGCGUACACCGGUGAUAACAUCGUCUCAAUAAACCCUACCGCUCCAGAGGACCUUCAGCAGCUCAAGACCCGGAUGGAGAAGUUGGUCGAGAAGGGGCUUACGCAUGCGCUUAAGUCUGCUGGUAAGACCAGGAAGCGGAAGAAGGAUAAGACCGGGAAGAACGGUGAUACCAAAACGGGUGGUAAUGCGAUUGACCCGGCAGUCCCGGCAGCUCCAGCGGCGACGGCGGGUACCGCUGCCGGUGGCAGUGGUAGCGGUGGCAAUAGUAACAGCAGCACUGGUAGCAUCAAGAACACUCUUGCUGCAGGCCUCACAAGCAAGGUUCUCGGGGACGAGAGAGUAAAUAAGAAGCGGAGGAAGGUCGAGAUGAGUGAUAACCUCAAGAGUCUAUUCUCCAAGGAAGAAAAUACAAAAUUGGGAAAGAGCGACUUUAUGAGCAGGGGGUAUAGCAUUCCCGGAGGCAAAUAGUUUUUUGUUUUCACUUUUAUUUUUUUAUCUUGCUCCUUUUCUUUUCUUUCACCCCCCUCGCCCGUUACGGGUUCUGUAUCUCUUGGAUCCGAGAAUCGAUCACACGCUAUUGUGGCAAUACCGGCACUGUACAGUACUCGUACAGUACUGUGCCAUAAUGCUUGUCUUACCUUUCAGAUUGCACAAGCACCGAUUAAUCCAUUAUCUUAUAAUAUCAUAAUUCUUUGGGUAUCACAAUACCGUUACCGUCACCUGGGCGGGGGAACGGGACCAAAUAAACAGUAACGGUCGAUGAAAUAGAUGUAUCACUGC
Molecule: messenger RNA, 1363 nt
Organism: Tuber melanosporum (Perigord truffle)
Lineage: Eukaryota; Fungi; Ascomycota; Pezizomycetes; Pezizales; Tuberaceae
Exons: 3
Coding region: 143-1051 (302 amino acids)
Biological process (GO): mitotic DNA replication termination; site-specific DNA replication termination at RTS1 barrier
Cellular component (GO): nucleus
Source: RefSeq, a predicted model, not a curated record